This is a messenger RNA of Balaenoptera ricei (Rice's whale), 2711 nucleotides long. RefSeq names its product zinc finger protein 287 (gene ZNF287). Gene Ontology annotation, molecular function: DNA-binding transcription factor activity, RNA polymerase II-specific; RNA polymerase II cis-regulatory region sequence-specific DNA binding. The transcript has 6 exons. The record is from RefSeq and is a predicted model, not a curated record. Gene Ontology annotation, biological process: regulation of transcription by RNA polymerase II. The coding region runs from base 379 to 2661 and encodes 760 amino acids. Lineage: Eukaryota; Metazoa; Chordata; Mammalia; Artiodactyla; Balaenopteridae.
CCCAGGACCGGGUGCACGGGUGGCUCCGGCCGAGGCGCCGUGCUCUACGGGACGGACGCGGCGGGGCCGAGGCCCCUCCGCAGCGCGGGACCGAGCCCGCCACGCAGGCGCCGCGCCCGCCGCCAUUGUUGCCCGGGGCUUCUCGGGCCGCUCGGCUGCGCGUACGCCGGUCCGGCCACAGGGUCUCUUAGCCAUCCCUACAAGUUCUGGGCUCAGAGUUUGUAAGGAAGACUGCUAACUCUACCUUGCCUCUGUCCUGCCCCUGGCUGCAGCAGCCCUUGGUAAAUGUCUUUGUGGUUCUAGCAUGCGACUUCAAGCAUUUGGCUCACUCCUGGAGAAAUAAAGGCUGUUGCCAGGUUGACUCUCCUGUGUGUAGACAUGUUCUCCCCGAGCAAGAGGACGACCAGUUCGUCACGUGCCCAAGUCCUUCUAACGUGGAAGCCGGACAAGGCUCAGAGUGGACCCCGCAAUGCUGAGAAGGAAACCCUCGCCUCAAGACUCCUGCGUGACGCUGAGACCUGUCGGCAGAAUUUUAGGAAUUUUCCAUACCCAGACCUGGCUGGUCCUCGAAAGGCAUUGAAUCAGCUCCGAGAGCUCUGCCUUAAGUGGCUGAGACCCGAGAUUCACUCAAAGGAACAAAUCCUGGAGCUGCUGGUCCUGGAGCAAUUCCUGAGCAUCCUGCCUGGGGAGGUUAGGACUUGGGUGAAGUCCCAGUACCCGAAGAGCAGCGAGGAAGUGGUGACUCUGGUGGAGGAUUUGACUCAGAUUCUAGAGGAAGAAGCUGCUCCUCAGAACUCCACCCUUUCCCAAGAGACCCCAGAGGAAGACCCCAAAGGAAGACAAGCUUUCCAGGCAGGGUGGCUCAAUGACUUCGUGACCAAAGAAUCCAUGACAUUCACAGAUGUGGCCGUGGAUAUCACCCGGGAGGACUGGGAGCGCAUGCGUCCUGUGCAGAAGGAGCUGUACAAGACGGUGACGCUGCAGAACUACUGGAACAUGGUUUCUCUGGGACUUACAGUGUACAGACCAACCGUGAUUCCCAUAUUGGAAGAACCAUGGAUGGUGAUAAAAGAAAUUUUAGAAGGCCCUAGUCCAGGAUGGGAAACAGAAGCCCAAGAGGGUACUCCAGUGGAAAAUGUUUCUAAACUCACAAAGGAUGGAACCAAGACCAUCAAGCUGGAAGAACCCUAUGACUAUGAUGACAGAUUGGAAGGGCAAGCAACAGAGACCUUCAGGAGAAUUCCCACCAAUGAGAGAGAUUUUGGUUUGAAGUCAGUCCUUUCAGAAGAAGAUGAUCGUGCAGAAGACUAUAAAUAUGAUAUAUAUAAAAGUAAUUUUGAAAAGCAUUCAAACCUAAUGAUACAGUUUGAUACCCAAUCAGAUGAUAAAACUUCUGUGUACGACGAAGGCAAGGCCACCUUCAGUCAUGUCUCUUACGGUAUCGUACACAGGAAAAUAUAUCCCGGAGAGAAGCCUUAUAAGUGUAAUGUGUGUGGGAAGAAGUUCAGAAAGUACCCAUCCCUCAUCAAACACCAAAGUAGCCAUGCCAAAGAGAAGUCUUAUGAAUGUGAAGAAUGUGGGAAAGAGUUUAGACACGUCUCAUCCCUCAUUGCACAUCAGAGGAUGCACACUGGAGAGAAGCCCUACGAAUGCCACCAGUGCGGGAAAGCCUUCAGCCAACGCGCACACCUCACCAUCCACCAGCGGAUCCACACGGGAGAGAAACCCUACAAGUGCGACGACUGCGGGAAAGACUUCAGCCAGCGCGCACACCUCACCAUCCACCAGAGGACACACACGGGAGAGAAACCCUACAAGUGCUUGGAGUGUGGCAAAACCUUCAGCCACAGUUCAUCGCUGAUUAAUCACCAGAGAGUUCAUACCGGAGAAAAACCUUACAUAUGCAACGAGUGUGGGAAAACGUUCAGCCAGAGCACACACCUCCUUCAGCAUCAAAAGAUACACACAGGAAAGAAACCAUAUAAAUGCAAUGAGUGUUGGAAAGUGUUCAGUCAGAGCACUUACCUUAUCCGACAUCAGAGGAUUCAUUCUGGAGAGAAGUGUUAUAAAUGCAACGAAUGUGGAAAAGCCUUCGCUCACUCCUCCACUCUUAUUCAGCAUCAGACCACUCACACUGGAGAGAAAUCCUAUAUAUGCAAUAUAUGUGGGAAAGCCUUCAGCCAGAGUGCAAACCUUACCCAACAUCACAGAACACAUACCGGAGAGAAACCCUAUAAGUGCAGUGUGUGUGGGAAGGCCUUCAGCCAGAGUGUACACCUUACUCAACACCAGAGGAUUCACAACGGAGAAAAACCCUUUAAAUGCAAUAUAUGUGGGAAAGCAUAUAGACAGGGUGCAAAUCUUACUCAGCAUCAAAGGAUCCAUACCGGAGAGAAACCCUACAAAUGCAAUGAAUGUGGGAAAGCGUUUAUUUAUUCGUCAUCACUUAAUCAGCAUCAGAGAACUCAUACUGGUGAAAGACCCUAUAAGUGUAACGAAUGUGACAAAGAUUUUAGCCAGAGAACAUGCCUUAUUCAGCACCAGAGAAUUCACACAGGAGAGAAGCCCUAUGCAUGCCGUAUAUGUGGUAAAACCUUCACCCAGAGUACAAACCUCAUUCAGCAUCAGCGUGUUCAUACAGGUGCCAAACAUCGUAAUUAAUGCAUAUGGGAGACUUCAUUUAGGUUAUAAAACUUAACCAUUUAAAAUUC